Messenger RNA from Biomphalaria glabrata, 1722 nucleotides. Its product is annotated as tetraspanin-9-like. The coding region runs from base 219 to 1085 and encodes 288 amino acids. Gene Ontology annotation, cellular component: membrane. The record is from RefSeq and is a predicted model, not a curated record. The transcript is spliced from 9 exons. NCBI's taxonomy places the organism in Eukaryota, Metazoa, Mollusca, Gastropoda, Planorbidae.
GAGAUGCACCAUUUCACAACCUCUCGGGCUAAACCUGCAAAAGUUUUUGUUUUUUCAAAUGCAAUAGCCAGCACUCUAUUGUUUGAUCUUAUAAUGCUCAUAUCUUUUGUGUUGAGAGCAAACACGUUGACAUUAGGUGAAAUUCUUCAAGCAUAUAUUUAAUAAUAAUGUGAAAGUAAUAAUUUGCUUUUAAUACUCGCACGCACGCACGCACAGCCAUGCCUCUCGAUGGACUUGGAAACCGUUUGAUGAAAUAUAUUCUGGUUGGAUUUAAUAUUUUUGUUUUGAUUAUGGGAGCCACGACCAUUGGUCUAGGAGUCUGGGCCACAUCCUCUGAGUAUGGCGCCAGUGAGAUGAAGCUAGUGUCUGGUGAAGAGCUCUACCACGCAGCGUGUACCAUUGUGUUGGUUGGUGGCUCUGUCAUGUCUCUCAUCUCCCUCGCGGGCUGUCUGGGAGGACUCUUGGAGAGCAAACCAGUUCUAGGCUUGUAUUUAUUCUUUAUGAUGAUCAUACUGCUGUUGUUUCUUGUCUGUGCCAUCCUGGGAUUCUUCUUCAAAGAGAACUUUGAAGCCAAACUGUCCCAACAUAUGAAGAGCUCAUUGACAGACCAGUUCUACGUCAACUACACCACUGACAGUUCCAAUAAACUGGCGACAGACAUAUGGAAUAAACUACAGAAAGAGUUCCAGUGCUGUGGUGUAAGUGGAGGCUUAAAAAGCAGCUGGUCUUGGUGUCUCUACCAGAGGAGCAAGUGGUUUCACAAUCAAGAUGCGCCAGCUCUGUCAAGAGACUAUGUGCCAGAGAGUUGUUGCAAUGUCAGUAUCACCAACCUGACAGAAUGUCAAAAGUUGCAGCCUUCAGCUGGCUCUCUUAUUAUCCCAGUACAGAAAGAGCCCUCUAUGGUGACAGACGUUAAUCCUGCUUUGUAUCAUAGAGGCUGCUAUGAUGCUGUUAGGGAGUCUAUAUCACAGAACACUAUCACAAUAGCCUCCAUUGUUCUGGUCUGUAUUGUAAUCACGGUACUAUGUAUUAUGUUAGCAACAUGUGUUUGUAUGGAAAUAAGGCAAUAUAACUACAUAGUGUGAAAAAAACAGCAGUGAGUUCAAUGGCGUCAAGACAAGGGGCCCAAAAGGGGACAUAACAAAAACAAUGUCAAAGUACUAGAUUUAAGAAGAGUUAUUCUGACACCACUGGAGCUAUACUUUCUAAACAGUUGUACACAGUUUCCCAAACAUGGCUCAAAACAGUUUGUUUAUAGUGUGACUGUGUGAACAAGAGCAUAUGAAAGAUGAAGAUCUUUAUUUAUUUACAAAUUAGAUUUACAAAUCAGCAUAUAAAAACAUCCAAUACUAUGUAAGAAUCAAAUUUAGAAAAAAAAGUUUUCAAUGACUAAUUACUUACACUUUUUUUUUUCUUCACAAGAAAAAGAGAAUUACAUUAGUCUAUCAUUUUAAAUUAAUUAAAAAGAAAUUCGUUCUUUUUUUAUUUCCAAUGGCAUCCCACAAGUAAAAGGAAUUGGUUGAGAUAUUUUUACUUCUAAAUUCAGAGAUGCAACUUGAAUAUUUCAAGCCAUAAAAUAGUCCUCAAUGUUACUUGUCACAGGAUAUGCACAACAUGCAGUGAUAUGGAAUCAUUUCUUUGCAGCACCAAGUUUUACUUGUCUCUUUUUUAUAUGCUUUGGAAUUUUCGUCUGUCUCUUUUCUUUUUGUGAGUCUUUCACAA